AUGUUGUACUUAUAUACGAGACGUACUCUCAUUUUAGUGAAGGUUGAGGUGUGAACCAUGUGUGAGUGGAUAGAAGAGACGGACUCGGAGGGAAACUAUUUGAAAACAAAGAAAUAUGAAGGAAAAUUGUACGUCAGUCUUAUCCCCGGAAACAUCAAAGACCAUCUCGAGAGGCUAGAAAACAUGGAGAUUCGGGACGAUGAUACAUUCAUCAUGUCCUACCCGAAGUCAGGAACACAUUGGGUGUUUACGAUUACCAGUAUGCUCCGUACCGGAAAGUCUUCUUACAUCGGUUCCCCACAUUUCUUGGACUACAACGAUGUUGACAUCCUUGACAAGUUACCAUCGCCGAGACUUUUCGCCUCUCAUAUGACCUUUGACCGACUUCCUCGUCAGGCCAGGGAAGGAAAGGGGAAGGUGUUCGUUGUUUCCAGAAAUCCCAAGGAUGUCGCCGUUUCCCUUUAUCUUUUUCUAACGAAGUUGAAGAAGGCUGAUUUUUCAGGAUCGUGGGAGGGAUUUGUAAAGUUUUACACGGAGGGCAAAAUGCUGUAUGGCUCUUGGUUUCAAACGCUGUUUGACUGGGAGAAGACAAAGGCCACUAACAAAGAAGACAAUGUUAUGUAUUUGAUUUACGAAGACAUGAAACAAGAUCUUCUCUCUUACGUCACCAAGAUGGCGUCGUUCCUGGGUGUGACUUAUGACAAACCAUUCCUAGAGGAAGUCACGGACAGGUGUACAUUUAAAACAAUGGUGAAAACAAUUAUUGACGAAAUCAAACCACAAGACCAGGAUUUUAUACAUAAAGUAUCCGACGAAAAGAAAUUACCAAUCUACAGGAAAGGAGAGGUUGGGGAUUGGAAGAACCAUUUUACUGUGGCACAAAAUGAAGCAUUCGACAGAAUAUACGACGGAAAAAUGCGAGACAGCAAAUGUAAAUUCAGAUUCGAGUAAAACAAAGCGGCGCCUUGUAGUACUUGCGGGAAGUGUAGACAUAUUUUUUUGUGUUCUUCUGGAUGUCGAAGUCUGACACCAACAGAAUCGUUAUACUUUGUAAAGACGUGUGCUGUACCAGCUGAUAUUCGUUUUAUUUUGGCAUUUUUCAUUUAUAAAUCCACAGACAGAACAAAUUUCCCGUGGCCUUGGAUCAGUAAACAACGGGACGACCGAUAUACCCUUGGAUCAGUAAACAACGGGACGACCGAUAUACCCUUGGAUCAGUAAACAACGGGACGACCGAUAUACCCUUGGAUCAGUAAACAACGGGACGACCGAUAUACCCCUGGAUCAGUAAACAACGGGACGACCGAUAUACCCCUGGAUCAGUAAACAACGGGACGACCGAUAUACCCUUGGAUCAGUAAACAACGGGACGACCGAUAUACCCCUGGAUCAGUAAACAACGGGACGACCGAUAUACCCUUGGAUCAGUAAACAACGGGACGACCGAUAUACCCUUGGAUCAGUAAACAACGGGACGACCGAUAUACCCCUGGAUCAGUAAACAACGGGACGACCGAUAUACCCUUGGAUCAGUAAACAACGGGACGACCGAUAUACCCUUGGAUCAGUAAACAACGGGACGACCGAUAUACCCUUGGAUCAGUAAACAACGGGACGACCGAUAUACCCUUGGAUCAGUAAACAACGGGACGACCGAUAUACCCUUGGAUCAGUA
Molecule: messenger RNA, 1675 nt
Organism: Pecten maximus
Lineage: Eukaryota; Metazoa; Mollusca; Bivalvia; Pectinida; Pectinidae
Product: amine sulfotransferase-like
Exons: 5
Coding region: 58-951 (297 amino acids)
Biological process (GO): sulfation
Cellular component (GO): cytoplasm
Molecular function (GO): sulfotransferase activity
Source: RefSeq, a predicted model, not a curated record